Messenger RNA from Oncorhynchus keta (chum salmon), 8471 nucleotides. RefSeq names its product multivesicular body subunit 12Ba (gene mvb12ba). The record is from RefSeq and is a predicted model, not a curated record. The transcript is spliced from 12 exons. The coding region runs from base 1032 to 1823 and encodes 263 amino acids. NCBI's taxonomy places the organism in Eukaryota, Metazoa, Chordata, Actinopteri, Salmoniformes, Salmonidae. Gene Ontology annotation, cellular component: late endosome; ESCRT I complex. Gene Ontology annotation, biological process: regulation of epidermal growth factor receptor signaling pathway; virus maturation; viral budding.
UGGAAGUCGACAGACAUUAAUGAUACCACACUGCCACUCUAAUGCCCACUGUGAUGAAAAUCUGUGCUCCUGAAUGGUUUGUCUACUAAAUCAAAUCACAAUUUAUUGGUCACAUACACAUAUUUAGCAGAUGUUAUUACGGGUGUAGGAACACAAGCAUUUCGCUAUCUCCAACAGUGCAGUAGAAUCUAAAUACACUACAAUACACACAUCUAAAUGUAAAAUAAUGGAAUUAAGAAGUAUAUAACUGUCAGGAUGAGCAAUGUCAGAGUGGCAUUGACUAAAAUACAGUAGAAUAGAAUACAGUAUAUACAUAUGAGAUGAGUAAAGCAGUAUGUAAACAUUAUUAAAGUGACUAGUGUUCCAUUAUUAAAGUGACCAGAGACUCCAUGUCUAUGUAUAUGGGGCAACAGCCUCUAAGGUGCAGGGUUGAGUAACCGGAUGGAAGCUGAAUAGUGAUGGCUGCUUAACAGUCUGAUGUCCUUGAGAUAAAGCUGUUUUUCAGUCUCUCGGUCCCCGCUUUGAUGAACCUGUACUGACCUCACCUUCUGGAUGAUAGCGGGGUGAACAGGCAGUGGCUCGGGGUGGUUGAUGUACUUGAUGAUCUUUUUGGGCCUUCCUGUGACAUCAGAUGCUGUAGGUGUCCUGGAGGGCAGGUAGGUUGUUGACGCGUUGGGCAGACCGUGCCACCCUCUGGAGAGCCCUGAUGUUCAAAUAAUUACUGUAGGGAGGAGGAACCUGUUUCCCAACACAACAAUACAAUAAGCCACUCUAAUCAGAAACUCAAACAGCAUGCAUGACUCACUCUCAGUGAUGGGGAAAGAGACCAAAAUAUCUCAUCUGAAGCACCUUGUUUUCUGGCAGCUUUUUUGUACCAUAAUUUAUGUUACCUGACAAACAUAUUCUGCAAGAGUCACCAGUUUCUCUGCUUAGGCUAAUUAGCCCCAAAAAAUUAAGAAUUUGAUUUAUAUAACGCUUUACCCGGUGCUAUAACAUAUGCCAAGCACCUUUUUAUCCAAAGCGACUUAACCAUGUGUGCGUAUAUUUUUCAUACGGGUGGCCCCGGGUAUCGAACCCACAACCCUGGCAUUGCAAGUGUCCUGCUCUACCAACUGAACCAUACAGGACCACUAUGGUUGGAAACUUGGCACAAAAGUCAUUUAGGUAAUGUGCUGGUGGACAUGAAGCUUAUCGACAUCAAGGACACUCUGCCUGUAGGUUUUAUUCCCAUCCAGGAGACUGUGGACACACAGGAGCAGGCCUUCCGGAAGAGGAGGCUGUGUAUCAAGUUCAUCCCGCGGGACUCCACAGAGGCAGCCAUCUGUGACAUCAGAAUCCUGGGCAGGUCCAAGCAGGCCCCACCGCAGUACACUUUCAUAGGAGAGCUCAACAACAUGGGGAUCUGGUAUCGCAUGGGUAAGGUCCCACGUGCCCAGGAAUCUUCGCCAACUCCAACCACCAAUAACAUCCAGAACAUCAACUCGACGGCCAACACCACACCAACCCCAGCAGCCCCUCUGCCCAAACAUAUAUCCAUGACACUCCCCGCCAGUUUCAAAAGGCAAACCACUACUAGACCAGAUUUUGAACACCAGAACUCCAACCUGUAUGCCAUAUCAGCAAUGGAUGGAGUUCCUUUCAUGAUCUCUGAGAAGUUUGCCUGCGCUUCCGAUGAUCUGCAGCAGGUGGAUCUGAUGGGCAUCACCAUCAAGUCGCUGACGGAGAUUGAGAAAGAGUACGAGUAUAGUUUCCGCACAGAGCACAGCGCAGCAGCGAGGCUUCCCCCGAGUCCCACACGGAUCUCCCUGGGCUCUGAGGCCUGAGCCACCCCCCCAGUCCCACACAGUUCUGAGCCCCCCAGUCCCACACAGAUCUGAGCCUCUCCCUCUUCCCCUCCAGAGAGACCUGAGCCUCUCCCUCUUCCCCUCCAGAGAGACCUGAGCCUCUCCCUCUUCCCCUCCAGAGAGACCUGAGCCUCUCCCUCCUUCUCCUUCUUCCCCUCCAGAGAGAUCUGAGCCUCUCCCUCCUCCCCUACAGAGAUCUGAGCCUCUCCCUCCUCCCCGACAGAGACCUGAGCCUCUCCCUCCUUCUCCCUCCUCCCCUACAGAGAUCUGAGCCUCUCCCUCCUUCCCUACAGAGGUCUGAGCCUCCCUCAGUCCUCCAGCAGGAGAGGAGGAGAGACUUACACUACUACUACUACUACUACUACUACUGAGAACCAUCCCACACAAACCAAGCCAGAGAAAGAGAGCGACAGAGGAAACUAAUGUCUCCUUCUCUCCCUUUGGCCUGCAUCCCUCCACUCCUCCCUCCACACCUCCCACUACUACUCCCUCCUCGCCUCCCUCCACUCCUCCUUGUCUGCAUCCCUCCACACCUCCCACUACUACUCCCUCCUCGCCUCCCUCCACUCCUUGUCUGCAUCCCUCCACACCUCCCACUACUACUCCCUCCUCGCCUCCCUCCACUCCUCCUUGUCUGCAUCCCUCCACACCUCCCUCCACACCUCCCACUACUACUCCCUCCACUCCUCCUUGUCUGCAUCCCUCCACUCCUCCCACUACUCCUCCCUCCACUCCUACCAAACAAGGUCAUUGGGACAGCUUGGUCCACUGUCCAAAUGGAUGGUCCUUUUUUCUUUUGAAAAAGAAAAAAAAAAAAAUGAACAAACAGAAGUCCUUUGGUUGCCCAGUCGUUUCUUCUUCUUCGUUUUUAAAGUUCAGUACUGCUUAUUUGAGGAGGGAAACGAUCCAUGGGAAAAAGGGACCCGUUGAUGCAUUAAGGUUCCGCAGUGCAUUCAGGAUGGAAAGACCUGUGAACCUGAUGGUUGUGUGAUUUUGGACCCUUGGUGGUUAAGGGAGGAGAGAGAGAGAGCAAGGCUUGCCCAUUCAACCCAUGAACCAUAAUGGCAGAGGCACCAGUUUAGUCUAGAAAUGCACAUUUGAUCCAUCCCUCCUUUCGGGAAACUUUAAAGCGCCCACAGAGACUUGGGGUGGUUGGAACAAACCGUGCUCUAUAAUACCCUAUUGGAUAUAAGCAGUGCGUAACCCGCUGGUCUCGCCUUCGUUCCAUUGGUCGUCUGUGGAUAUUUCUGCAUUAAAGAGCAGCGUAGCCAGUCGUUGACUACAGUCCCCACCCACCUCCCUGUACACUAGAUGUAAGGCCGGGAAGAGGAGCCAGCUUACAUGUCACUGUAAAAUAAAUGUCCCCCAACGAUAUUGAUUUGGACAAGUUCACCAAAUGCUAUGAGGUUGUUCUAUUUCUCUCGUCGUUCUUCCUCUUCGCCUCGGUUGUUUGUGUCACGUUUCAACGGCUCCAUCGUUGUGCUUUCUGGUCUGAGACGCUCCUUGGAUUAAAAUCAGAACCACUAAGUAAAUGGACUGUUACAGUCGGUAAGGUCUUGCCGUUAGCUGGACAACAACACUUUUUUUUUUGUUGUGUGUUUUUUUGUGUGUUUUUUUUUUUUUUCAAAGCCAGAUGUUUGCAUCUGUUACAGUUUCACUGUGGCUUUACUCAGUCUUUUGUCAUGGUUUUAGUAUUUCUUAUCUUUUAAAAGCUGUAUUUUCUAUUUCUUGCGGAAUGAGUUUUGACAGAAAUGUACUGUUUUGAAGGAGCCAGUUACCAAUGAGAGCCCUGUCUUUCUCUAGUCAGGUUACAAUGGCCAGCAUUGUGAAAGUAUUCAUUUGCCACUUUCAUUUUCUUAAUAAUGAACAAAAUUAGAUUUAAGUGUUUUUAAUUACAUGUAUAAUAUGUGUUUUGAACUAAAUGGGAUGUUCUUGUAUCAAGAAGAACACACUUAAUAAUUUGGGCUCAAGUAACGGUCUUUUGUUUCACGCAUAAAGGUGAUAUGUGUGUUCUUCUAAACAGUCUGCAUUUUUUUGUAUUUUCAAAAACGACUAAUUGUAAUUUAAUAAAGUGUUCCUGAUGUUUUGCCUGUCCAUUGGCAUAGGGGGGCUAUAACUAAUAACACCCCCAUCUCCUCAGUUUUCUCCAAACUCUUACACAAUUCCCUCUAAAAAACCUUGGGUUUGUGUUCACCAUAUCAAAAAAAUGUUUUGCAACAGGGAACAACUGAAAGCUGUGUUCAGUUUCAGUACCUUCCGGUUUCAAAAACGGUUCUCUUUCUGUUGAACACGACCCCACCGUACACACUCCAAACUAUCAGGAAACACACAUCUUCUGUGAUAGUGUUUUUUCAAACACUUUAGUCUCUUUUUGUUUGUUUUUGUCUUAUUGCCUCAACUGUGAUCAAACCACUCAUUGAUAUGACUUUUAGUUUGUUGUAGUUGCUUGUCAUUCUUUUACCCACACUUGCUUGAUAUUGAUGGUAUUAAUAUAUUGAGAACGUUUUUUUUUUUUUCCUACAACAGUAUUUGUCUUAAAUGGCGUCCAGAGUUGCUCCUUUACGACAUAAGCCUUUUUAAACACUGCCUAGAAAAUCAUGUCAACUCUGGAGAACCUUUUUUUCAUUUUCUAGCAUUCCUGGUACUGAUGUAUUCUAUCGCUGUAGUUUAAGCAUCCAGUUUUAACAUCAUUUAAUUGAUCUUUCUAUGCUUGGCAGAAGUUGUUUCCUCAGAGCAGCUCUUGGUGCCCUUUUGGGGGGAAAACUGCCCUUUAUUUUCUCUUUUGUCUAAUUGCUCAUUUAAGGUCUGAGGAGUAUUCUGACCCCUCUCUCCCCAGAAUAAUUGACCAAUACAUUUCAGUGUUGUAUUUCUCAGAAAAUCAAAAAAAAAAAAGUCAAAUCAAUGUAAAAAAGAAAGAGAUGGAUUGUGUUAUUGCACUGCCUAUAUAUUGUGAUCAUGCUAAGUAGCUUAGCUAGUUCAACUAGACCAAACGUCCAUUCAAAAACGAUGCUUGUAAAAUGCUCCCACGUUACAGCUUGUUUUGUUCUGCCUGCGUCAUGGUAACCUACACCUGUACUUCUACAUCUGAACUGUGGCGUGUAAAUAUCUUCAGAUGGUCAUGAUAAAAAAAAAAUACAUUGUUAACUAAUAUGAUUUGUCUGUGUAUUAACAUUUUUUUAAUGUGAGAUCAAGUUCAGUCCUGUAUUGUUUUCAACAUGGACUCCUUUUUUAAGACGGCCGCGGAUUCCUUCCAGCUAUGAGAUACUGUUCAACCGGCUGUAGCUCAGCUGGGAUUUGUAGAUAUUUACAUGUUGUUUUGAUUUGCAACUCUUCUCUCCUGGAUGGAGUUUGGGUUAUUCUACUUUGAAUGAUUGUCAUCCCACCAUUAAACAAAACUUAAGUUGACGACGAGAAGCUUCCACCGUUUAUAUUAUUAGUUAAAUCCUCAAAAUGUAUAUUUUAGUGUCAACUAACAAUCGAACCACCCAAACAACGUGAAGCUCUGUACGACCGGAGGUAGAGCCUGUACGAUUUGACGUUUUGUCUUGUCUUCCUGGGAACUCUUCAUUUGUAAAUGCUUGUGAAUUCAUUAUGGCUCUGAGGAUCCUGUUGGUGAUAACUGGUGUUUUAAAAAAGGUCAAUUUUGGACCUAAAAAAAAGCAACAACAAAAAAAACAUGUUUAAACUGAUCAAUGCACGACCAUACCAGGUAAUUUACUGCUUAAACAACAUGGAGAAAUAAGAUAUUUGGCUACAGAAAGGUCUUCUUAUGGAUCUCAACAGCUUCCGUCCAAAAACAAAUCCUGUUAAAUGAUGUCAACACAUACUGGAGGAGUUACUGACAAGCUACGAGUGGCUAGCUUAGAUAACGAACUUGCUACGUCUGGAGGAGUUACUAACUACGAGUAGCUAGCUUAGAUAACGAACUAGCUACGUCUGGAGGAGUUACUAACUAUGAGUGGCUAGCUUAGAUAACGAACUAGCUACGUCUGGAGGCGUUACUAACUACGAGUAGCUAGCUUAGAUAACGAACUAGCUACGUCUGGAGGAGUUACUAACUAUGAGUGGCUAGCUUAGAUAACGAACUAGCUACGUCUGGAGGCGUUACUAACUACGUGUGGCUAGCUUAGAUAACGAACUAGCUACGUCUGGAGGAGUUACUAACUACGAGUGGCUAGCUUAGAUAACGAACUAGCUACGUCUGGAGGAGUUACUAACUACGAGUGGCUAGCUUAGAUAACGAACUAGCUACGUCUGGAGGAGUUACUAACUACGAGUGGCUAGCUUAGAUAACGAACUAGCUACGUCUGGAGGAGUUACUAACUACGAGUGGCUAGCUUAGAUAACGAACUAGCUACGUCUGGAGGAGUUACUAGCUACGAGUGGCUAGGUUAGAUAACGAACUAGCUACGUCUGGAGGAGUUACUAACUACGAGUGGCUAGCUUAGAUAACGAACUAGCUACGUCUGGAGGAGUUACUAACUACGAGUGGCUAGCUUAGAUAACGAACUAGCUACGUCUGGAGGAGUUACUAGCUACGAGUGGCUAGGUUAGAUAACGAACUAGCUACGUCUGGAGGAGUUACUAACUACGAGUGGCUAGCUUAGAUAACGAACUAGCUACGUCUGGAGGAGUUACUAACUACGAGUGGCUAGCUUAGAUAACGAACUAGCUACGUCUGGAGGAGUUACUAACUACGAGUGGCUAGCUUAGAUAACGAACUAGCUACGUCUGGAGGAGUUACUAGCUACGAGUGGCUAGGUUAGAUAACGAACUAGCUACGUCUGGAGGAGUUACUAACUACGAGUGGCUAGCUUAGAUAACGAACUAGCUACGUCUGGAGGAGUUACUAACUACGAGUGGCUAGCUUAGAUAACGAACUAGCUACGUCUGGAGGAGUUACUAGCUACGAGUGGCUAGGUUAGAUAACGAACUAGCUACGUCUGGAGGAGUUACUAACUACGAGUGGCUAGCUUAGAUAACGAACUAGCUACGUCUGGAGGAGUUACUAACUACGAGUGGCUAGGUUAGAUAACGAACUAGCUACGUCUGGAGGAGUUACUAACUACGAGUGGCUAGCUUAGAUAACGAACUAGCUACGUCUGGAGGAGUUACUAACUACGAGUGGCUAGCUUAGAUAACGAACUAGCUACGUCUGGAGGAGUUACUAACUACGAGUGGCUAGCUUAGAUAACGAACUAGCUACGUCUGGAGGAGUUACUAACUACGAGUGGCUAGGUUAGAUAACGAACUAGCUACGUCUGGAGGAGUUACUAACUACGAGUGGCUAGCUUAGAUAACGAACUAGCUACGUCUGGAGGAGUUACUAGCUACGAGUGGCUAGGUUAGAUAACGAACUAGCUACGUCUGGAGGAGUUACUAACUACGAGUGGCUAGCUUAGAUAACGAACUAGCUACGUCUGGAGGAGUUACUAACUACGAGUGGCUAGCUAAGUCUGUCGCAGCGCUCCUUGACCAGAAUGUCACGUCGAUGAACCACCAAAGGCACACCCAAUUUCUGUUUGAAAAUUGAUAAAGACGUGAUGUUAGACCAGUUUUUUUUUGUUUAUUUUUUUAUAUGACAAACCUUGUAUCCCAGUUACAAAACCUAAUCUGUUAGGGAUCAAACCGUUAAAUCGAUAUGGACCCAUUAUUAUUAUUAUUAUGGCAGUCGUAUGUUAAAAUGUUUACCCUGUGUGUCAUUGAGGUGUAUUUGUUUGUGUGUGAUUACACAGAGUACCAACCAAACUACUGGUGACUAAUCCACAGGACCAACCUUUUUAUUGACUGUUUCACAGAAGCAUCCUACAUUUGAUUUCAAUUUCAACCCACUGCUCUUCAUUACUUCCUUCCAUUCUAUAAAUGUUAUUUUUAGUUUUUUUUUUGGUGGUCGGUUCGCUCCCUCAAAUCAUUAGUUAUCAGACAGUGUGCAAACAUGCGGGUUCUCUCAUCUCGGUACCACCCCAGUCGUUUUAAUGGCGACUAGUAAAACAACAGAGAGAGACCUCUUAACUAGCUACUUCAAAACCCACAAGUUACUUUCCUCUCAAGAUGUGUCGGCAACAGAGAAAUCUGGCACGCACAGCCCACUGUCACCAAAUUGUACCUUUAACGGAAGCAAUUUGUCCUUUCCCUGGAUAUAGACUACUUUUAAUCCCAUUUUUUUUUAAUGAGAUAUUUACCAUCUUUAUGAAGACAUUUAAUCAGAAACGCAGAGUGCCUGUCAUGAUGCCAUAUACCUGUCAAGACCUCUGUUGUCUUUGACUUCUGAUUCCUCUCCAUUUUCUUUUUUUGGUCACCAAAAAUAGAAAUCUUCUUUCAUCUUAUCCGAUGUGAGUUUCUGCAGAGAAUGGACUUAGGGUCCCAUGGAAAUGACAUGGAAGUUUGUCAGGCAGACUUUUGCAUGUUGCUUGUAUGCCAGCGUACUGGGUUAAGUGUAAUGGUACCAUGGAUUACUUUAGUCAAUGUCAAGUCAGUGCAUCUCUUCAAAAUGAUAACUAAUUAUAAAGAAAAGUAAUUAUCAUUUGUAUUAAUUUAUUUAACAUUGUCUUUUAAUAUUGACAAAUCAGUGUGCUUGUUUGUUUGUCUGUCUGUAUUAACACAUUUUGAAUAAAACUUUUAAAAAUG